AUGGCGAGUCCUGGCCAGAAAGUGGUGCUCAUCACCGGCUGCUCCUCCGGUAUCGGUCUGAGGAUGGCCGUGAUGCUGGCCAAUGAUGAACAGAAGCGCUACCACGUCAUAGCCACGAUGCGUGAUCUGAAACGUAAAGAUAAACUGGUCGAAGCUGCUGGGGAUGCAUAUGGGAAAACUCUGUCCCUGGCCGUACUGGACGUCUGCAACGAUGAGUCUGUCACACAGUGUAUCAACGGCAUCAAAGAUCGUCACAUCGAUGUCCUCAUCAAUAACGCAGGUAUCGGCCUGGUUGGUCCAAUAGAGAGCAUCCCUAUCGAAGAGAUGAAGAAAGUGUUUGAGACCAAUUUCUUUGGGGUGAUCCGCAUGAUCAAGGAGGUGAUGCCUGAUAUGAAGAAAAGGAAAGGAGGACACAUCAUCGUGGUCAGCAGUGUCAUGGGACUGCAAGGAGUGGUAUUUAAUGACGUGUAUGCAGCUUCCAAGUUUGCCAUGGAGGGCUUCUGUGAGUGUUUGGCUGUGCAGCUUUUGAAGUUUAAUGUCACUAUGUCUCUGAUAGAGCCGGGUCCGGUGCACACAGAGUUUGAGGCGAAGAUGAUUCAGGAUGUGAGACAGAAGGAGUUCCCUGGAGCCGAUCCUGAUACAGUACAUUACUUCAAGAACGUCUACCUUCCCUCUUCUGUGGACAUCUUUGAGACACUGGGACAAACACCCGAUGACAUCGCCAAAUGCACCAAGAAAGUGAUCGAAGCAAGCAGUCCGCGUUUCCGCAACAUGACCAACCCCUUGUACACGCCCAUCGUAGCACUGAAAUACGCAGAUGAAACCGGUGGCCUGUCUGUCCACGCUUUCUACCACAUGCUCUUCAACCUGGGUCCUCUCAUGCAUGUCAGCAUGACCGCCAUGAAGUACCUCACGUGUGGAUGUCUGAGGAGCAGGACGGUGUCACCAAACUAG
Scomber scombrus (Atlantic mackerel) is the source of this 954-nucleotide messenger RNA. Its product is annotated as retinol dehydrogenase 8-like. The record is from RefSeq and is a predicted model, not a curated record. NCBI's taxonomy places the organism in Eukaryota, Metazoa, Chordata, Actinopteri, Scombriformes, Scombridae. The transcript is spliced from 6 exons. Gene Ontology annotation, biological process: estrogen biosynthetic process. Gene Ontology annotation, cellular component: cytoplasm. The coding region runs from base 1 to 954 and encodes 317 amino acids. Gene Ontology annotation, molecular function: estradiol 17-beta-dehydrogenase [NAD(P)+] activity.